UGCGAGGAAGGCCAAACAGCAGACUGUCACUCUGUGGAAGUAGAACAACUCUGUUUGGCAGAAGUGUGUGUGGAUUAUUUUUCAGGAAUGGAGGAUAUUUAGGAGGAAGGUUAUGACUUGACUUUUGACUUAACACCAGGAUUUAAUUUUGAGUUCUUCUCGAGACGUUUCUUCAGCAGACAUGGCUUCCCUUGGGCAGAUCAUUUUCUACAGUAUGGUUACCCUCAUCAUUUUAUUCAUGGCUGUCAUCAUCCUCAUUUUAGCCCUGGCCUUGACAGUUGGGUCUUCGGAGGUUCUGAGCAAAGACAAGAUGGCCAUCGCCAACCUCGGGGAAGAUGCCCUCCUCAGCUGCUAUAUGAACACAGACAGUCAGAACGCCCAGCAGAAGGGUGUGUCAGUGAGCUGGCAGAAGACGGGGGUGACGGGACUUGUGUACCAGUAUGAGGACGGAGCUCCAAAACUCAGUGACCAGAACUCCCAGUUUAAAGGGAGGACUCAACUCUUCCCCGAUGCUUUACUCUCGGGGAACGCCUCCCUGCUGCUGAGGAGGGUGAGAGGCAGUGACGCGGGGGAGUACUCCUGCAGCAUCAGCUCCUCUGUGGGAGGGGGGAAGGUCGACAUCAACCUGAGAACCGGAGCAUUUUCAGCCCCCUCAUUUAAAUUCUCAAACGGCGUCCUGACUGCUGAGGCGAGCAGGUGGCUCCCUAAACCCAAUGUGACGUGGUCUCACAUUGACGGACAGGUCCUGAGUGGAAUCACAAACUUCGAAGAAAACUCUGCAGGGAUUUUCAGCUUAGUCAGCACGCUGCAGCCAGUCAACGUCAGCCAGACCUACACCUGCAGCAUCCAGAACGACCUAGUGACCGCCGUCUCUACUGCCACUGCUACAGAUUCUGAUGUUUCAGGGGACACAUACUUUAUCUACAGCACAGCAUCAAUGCCAUUUGCUUCAACUUAUCUGAGCAUUAUGACCACUGUCCUUUGCAUGUAUUCUAUCACCUAAAUACACACACACACACACACACACACACACACACACACACACACACACACACACACACACACACACACACACACACUCCAUCUCGGUGUGAUUCUCCUUGUGUGUGAGUGUUGCAUUCAGUGAGAGAACUCAACGAAAGUAUUAAUUCAAAAUGGUUUGUGUUUAGACCUCUGAAUCCAUCCCCAUAACAAGUAAAUACAGAUAUUAGGGAAAAAUUCAAAACACAUAUAAUCCGUCAUUUCUAAAGAUGAUGCUAUUUGUUUUUGUUUUCUUUAUUGAUGUGGGUGUUGUUACCGUGUAACAGAAUGUCAUUCUUGUGGUACAUUUUCUCAAGCAACAUUUUCUCAGAUCUAUGUAAAUGUUUAAAGUGAAAUUGUCAUGUAUUAUUUGUCAGUAAACAUUUCUAUUCCCAUUA
This is a messenger RNA of Gymnodraco acuticeps, 1418 nucleotides long. It is a transcript of the gene vtcn1, whose product is annotated as V-set domain containing T cell activation inhibitor 1. NCBI's taxonomy places the organism in Eukaryota, Metazoa, Chordata, Actinopteri, Perciformes, Bathydraconidae. The record is from RefSeq and is a predicted model, not a curated record. The coding region runs from base 182 to 1003 and encodes 273 amino acids. The transcript has 5 exons.